UUCCAUUCUGAUUGGAAUUUCAAAAUCCAUUGCUAAAAAUAGAUACACCUGUUCCAUUACCAUCGGCGGGAAAACCCGUAGCAAAAAUUUAGGAAGAUUUGAUUGGCUAUUUUUGGUCACAUGUCUAUUGGGAAAGUCCUGAAUGCCAUUUUGUUGCUGCGUGGAAACACGAAAUAUGGGAUUUUUGAAACAAGAAUAUCUUUUUGGAUUUAAGGAUUUCUGAAUUUACAUGUAUAUAAUUCAAUGACUGUGUAUACAAUUGUUAAAUAAUGAACCAAAGGAACCAAAAGAAAAUGGACAAGAAAAAAAGUAAAACUGGCAAAAAGAGAAAAAGUAUGCAGGAAAACGACACGGCCGAGCGGAGCCAGAGGAAAAACCAAAAACUGCAGAGGUCAUGAACGAAAAAGAGAAACAAGACCGACUAGAAGCGGCGAGUGUUUUGUCAUCUUUAAUGUUUUUCCCUCCUAAAUCAUCUGAAGAAAAUGAUAAUUCGGAGAAUGGGGGUAAGGAUGACCUAGUUACGCCCUCUUCCUCGGUGACCCAGAUUUCAUUGCAACCAACAACGUCUGGAAUUCCCGCAACGUCACAGCAUACAUCUCUCGUGCUACGUGGGGGUGGAAGCCCAGCAGAAAAUGCAGCCAAACUUGAAAACAGUAUGAUUUUAGCACAAUUGCAGAAUCAGUUGUCUCUUGCAUUGAAAAAUAAAAUGUGAAUCCAGUAGUACAACCGCAAACGCAUCCUGCAUUUGCACCAAUAAUUCUUUGAUAGUCCGACCAAGUUUCCUAUCUAAAAAAGUGUAGCAAAUGACAAAACUGAUUCUCAGAAUGUUCCUUUGACUGUUUUAAAACAAACUCUCACUGUUAAUAAAAAUGUUGCAAAAGCCACUGAGGCAAGCAGUGUCUAAUAACAAACUGAAAUCUGAAUUGCCCUCUGCGGAGGGUUUACAGGUGAAAACGAGUGAGAAUUUAACUGAUGAAGUUGCUUCUCAUAAUGAGCAGGAGAAAAUGGACUGUGAAUCUCUUGCAUCUGGCAGACUUAAUGGAGGAACCGAUAAUAAUCUUCCAUUGAAAAAGCGUAGACUGAUCGGAAUGAACAAUGAGUCUUUGACUACCUCAGAUCUAAACUUUGGUUCAAGUGCAAACUUAGACACAUUAGCAUCAGCCCGACAGAUAGAAAAUAUUCUCCAGAUGGCCAAAGAUUACCCAGCUUCAUCUGCUGACUCGGCACUGAGCUUAGUGACAAGUUUAACACAAACUAAAUUACAAGAAGGUGCAGGGUACCGCCCAGUUCAGUUUGAUCCACGUACAAGUCUGAUGGUACUGUCUGACCUCAAGUUUGCUCUCACACCAGAUGAAGAUGGAGAUUUACCAAUCCAUAUAGCUGUUGUACAUGAAAACAUAGACUUGGUGAAGAAAUUCAUAGAUAUUAUGGCAGUGUCGGGAAAAACCGUGGAUAGAUUUAACAAACUCCAGCAGACACCACUGCACUUGGCGGUGCUAGUUAAAAGACCGGAGAUUGUAUCUGCACUUCUGAUCGCUGGCGCGAACCCCAAUCUCCUCGACCGUCAUGGCUAUACUAGUGUACAUAUAUCGGUGCAAAAACAACAACCGGAAUGUAUGGAAACUGUGUUCAGAGAUUCCAAAUUCCCAGUCAAACUCAAUACAAGAGACUAUGAAGGAUAUUACCCUUUGCAUACUUGUGUGGAGCUAGAUAACUUAAAAAUGAUGGUUGCCUUGAUUAAGAAAGGAGCUGAUAUGGACUGUCAGGAUGGAAAGGCAGGUAGAAGUGUGCUUCUAUAUGCUGUAGAGUAUAACAGAUUAAGCAUAGUACAUUAUCUUCUAGAACAUGGUGCUACACCUGAUCUACAAAACUAUGCUAGUGUGACUCCGAUGAUGACAGCCCAGGCAGCCAACCAAGAUGAAAUAAUUACCUGGUUAAAUAAAGCUUUGGAUAUUGGCACCAAAUAUGAAGAUUCUUACAUACCAUCGAAAAAGGUUCCACUACCUAUUGCAAGAAUACCAGCAAAGGGUUUCCAACCCGGUACCAAGGAUAGAGUGGGUCGACAUUCAGUGAGUGGUGAUAUGCCUCUAAUUUAUGAGGAAUAUAAUCCAGGGUCAAGGUCGCAGACUGUUUCUGACACUAUAAAGAAAGAGCCGUUGUCACGGCAAUCAUCUGUAUCUUCACCUAUAGAUCUCAGUAUGAGACAUAACACUGAAUCCCCAUCACAGCCUCCUAAUCCUCCUAAUGAAAUGUCCAUAAGGGGAAAACCUGGAAGGAGAAAAACCAAAAAGGAACAUAAAAAUCACAAAGAGAAACAACCACAGAAAAGUAUGGUGAAAGAAAAGCAUGCAUCUGUAGUAGCAGCUCUUGAAGGAAGUAUGUUUGCUGGGCAGACUUAUCCAAGAAAGGGGAAUGAUAAAGUUUCAGAUGAUAAACCUUUUACUCAGAAUAUUAAAAUUGAAGCCCAGGAUAGUGAAGAUAUUGAAAUGAAGUGCAAAACUGAAAAUGGGGGCAUGGCUGAUGCUGAAAAUGCGAAAAGUAACUUGUCAUCAACGACUUUGAGUGAUUUUAUUCUUAAUUUGAAACCAGAUCAAACCAAAUAUUUGGUGGAAAAAGUAAGACAGCAGUUAAAUGUUCAUAAAGAUCACAUCUCAACAUUGUCAUCCAAAGAACCUAGUAAGUAUGCAGCUGAAACUGAUUGUGAUAAUAAGACAGACUAUAGACAAAACAGUCCAGAGAAUGUCCCUGAGAGAAUGCACCAAGAUUUGAAAUCUGACGAUAGUAAAAAUGAUACUCCAGUGACUGAGACAGUUCUUAAAGAUAAAGGCAAAUAUCUUGGGAAAAUUGUUUCUUUAAAAGACAACUGUGUAAUAGAUGACAUUGAAAUGGAUGUAGAGUCAAGUAAUGAAAAGGAAGCUGCUGAAAAUGUUACAGGUCCCACAGAGUCUCAACUAGUAGGAUCUCGAUGUGAGAGUAGGUCAGACACUCCUGAGGCUUAUGCUAGUGAUGAAAGUGAUAUUGAAGAUAUUUCAAUGGAUUGCAGUCAUGUUGCUGUUGAGGCUUAUAAUGUACAACAAACUGCAGGAUCCUCUCCUGGGAAGAUAGAAAGUCAUUCUGACUCUAAUAUAAUAGGUGGUCAAGUGUCUGUUUCAGUAAAUGAUAAAAAUGACAUAGAUAAAGCAGACAAACCUGUUCAUGGAGUAAAUGUGCAUGAAAAUCUAAAGAACUAUUUAAAAGAACGCAUUGUGAAUAGAAGUGAAAAUAGUCAAAAAACUGCUCGUCUAUAUGAUAGGCAUGAUAAGCCGUCUAAAACUGUAGAACUUGUUUCUCAAAUAUCACAAGAAUCCGGGUCAAGCUCUUCACUACAGGGAUCACAAGGGUCACAUGGUUUUGAAGUGAUCUCACCACCUGUGUUGAAUGUUAAUCAAGCUAAUGACUUGAAUGUUUUUAAGAAAGUGAGUAGCCAAGCUGAACACUCCGAAGAUUCAAUGGAAGUUGAGUUUCCUUCAGAACAUCAGGUAUCAGAUCAGAAAGAAUCAAGCCAUAAAACGGCAGUUGAUGAUGAUGAAUCUGAUGUAGAGAAAGUAUAUUCUAAAGAUGAUGCAAUUCAUACAAAUGGUGAUGGUGAAUCAAUGGAAGUAAAUCUUGAUGAAGAAAAGUUAAAAGCAAACAUUGACACUGAUGAUGAUGAUGAAGAGACUGGUUUAGUGAUAGAUGAACAUGUUGAAAAUGAGUCUGAAAAUAAUGGGGAUACAUUUGAAGUAAAUGACAAUAUUGCAUCUGAAGAUAAAAACAUAAAAACUGAUCAGGGAAAGGAUGAAGAUUCUGAAAUGACCAAUAUGGAUGUUAAAGAUUCAGGUUACAGUGAAACAUGUGAGGAAGCAAUUGAAAACAAUAGAACUGAUUAUGUACAACCUCAUAAUAAAGAAUGUAAUGGUGAAAUUGAUGAGGAAAAUGAACAGGAUCGUUCUGAGAAAGGUGUCAAUGACGAAGUUCAUGUUCAUUCAGAAAAAUCAUCUGAAGUUAAUGGGACAGAUUUUUCUAAUGGUGCAUCUGUAAGAAAUGUUGAAAGUCCUUCAUUUAUUCGGCCAGAUGGCAUAAAGCCAUAUGUUAAACAAAAUGCUCAAGAGUUAAAGGAAAAAGAUAUAAAAAAGAAAGCAGUUGGUGAAGGGGGACUUAGCCAGAGUCUUUCUCAGGAAGAAAUGUUGAAAAAAGGACAAUCUCAUACUUUGUUCUAUCGUGAUGGAGAUGGCUACAAACCAAUUAAAAUAUUUAUUGACAAUUCCAAGCAGUCAUCUCUUGUGCUUCAGAAAAUGUUCCAAUCUGCCCAGUUGGCCAAUGUGAACAGGAAAUCGGGUCUUGCUGGUAUUGGGGACAUAAAAAAGACACCUGCAGAAAAUAGUAAUAUCUCUGACUUGAGUAAGUUAGUGACUAUGAAAUCUUCUGGGACAAAUGUUAUCACAAGCCAAACUAUACCAGUUACAAACAGCUCUUUAGCUGAAAAUAAUAUAACAGGAAAAGUCAGUGAAAAUUCAUUGAACACAGCAGCUAUAACAUCUUCUUAUAUGAAUAUUGUCACAUCUUCUAAUAUGAAUGUUGAAUCUAUUUCUGUGACAAGUACAAACCAUUCAGGACUUGCGUCAACCACAUCUGUGACAGACUCAAAUCAGUCUUUUCAACAAGCCUAUAUUGAGUCUUUAAAACAAAAAGCAAGUGCAGAACUCGCAGUUAUUAACAAUUCAGGUUCUGUUAAACAGACUAAAAAACGGACCACACUCAGUCCAAGUAAAAGUGAUACUUCAAGUCAUAUAAAAGCAGUUUCACAAAGUGCUAAACUAAAAAUUUCACAUUCUGCAAAAUCAUUUGAUUCCCAGCCAUUUAUUGAGAUGUUACCACCUUGUAAAAAAGUACACGUAGUACCUGCUAAACCGUUAAAUGUUAAUAUAGCUAGUAAACACACAUCUGAGGGAACAUUGACUCGUGUAAAUCCCGAUAUUAGAAGGAACGUUAAAGCCUUACUAUCUCAGAGAAAAGUCGGACUGGUGCGGUCCGAAUCGGACAGUUAUAUUGUAAGCAAUAAGGGUAUUAAUAGUAACGUUGUGACUACAGUUCCGGAGACUGUACAAACCUCUGUUACUGAUUCAAGGCAGCAAUUGUGACCGUUUGUAAAUUUUUGAUCAUGUGUCUAAAUGUUUGUUCAAAAGUUAAAGAAAUAUUUGUUUAUCACAUGGCAUCAUUUGUUUUCAAAGAAAUAUCACUUUUUGUAUUCCUUUUAGUUUUCCAGCCAAAAAUACAGUAAUUUUCAAUUGAAAAAAAACAUAACAUCUGAAUUGAUUUUCCUUUUUUAACAUUCUGGAAUGCUUAAGUGGAUAUUUUUCAUGAAUGUGUAUUAAUGUUAUAUGUAUACAUGUCUAUUUUUAAAGCUGCAUGCCUCCAGAUGAGCCAAAAUAUUUUAAGAAAAAUAAUCAUGAGAAAAAUGUACUAAGAUUUUAAGGAAAGUAAAAAAAUAUUCACAAUUCAAGAAAUAAUUUAAAAGUUAAAAAAAUACAUGCAAAAUAUCCACUUGUCAGUAACAGAUGUUUCCACUUGUCAAUAACAGAUGUUUAACCUUAAAUCUUGUACCUACAGUCUUUAACUUUAAUACACAAACCAUUAUAGAAUUUUGCUGUAUUAUUAAAGAAGUUAAUCUAUCACAAAAAUGCUAAUAAUAUAAAUCAUGUCAGCAACUUUUAGAAGAUAUUAUCCUGUGUGAAACUCUGCUCGUGUAUGGUUUAUUAGUUAAAAAAAUACUGGAAUUGAAUGUUCAAGAGAAGUUUUGUGAUAUUCUAGACUUCAAAUGUGAAUAAAUGAACCCUUGUCUUGGGUGGUUUUUGAAAAGCUCAUUUUUACUACAGCCAGCAUAUGUGUUAUCUGUUUGUCACAUAAAUAAAUAAAUUGGUUUUUUGUUACUCCUGGGAUUUGAACUUUACUAAGAAAGAAAAAGUAAUGUCAUUUCUGCAGCUUAUAAAUGUGUUAAGUUAUAAAACUCUCUUUAACCUUCAUAUUAACAAUGAUAAUGUUUAAUCUGCUAGAGUUCUAUUACAUUACUGUCAAUAAAUUUGAAAAAUUUCUUAUGAUUUUUUCGAAGAAUUUAUAACUCUUAAGGUUUCCAUAGCAACUUUUACGUAUGAGAUCAUAAUUUGACUUUUUUUGUCUACUUCAGAAUGGAAAGUAACUUAGUAUGUCAUGAACUAGAUUGUUAGAGAAGUUAUACAAAGAUAAAAAAGUUUUAUAAACUUAAGGAAAAAAAGUUAAUUUUUUUUUGGUUACAAAAAAAUCAGCAUUUUUUCUAUUUUAGUUUACUGCUGUAUGCUUUUAAUUGCAAGAAUAUAUUUAUAAAUAGUGUAAAAAAGAUGAAUAUAAAAUGUUAUCAAUGACCUAGGUAAAUCUACCUAAAAUUGGGAAAAAUAUCAGUGAGAUUAUGACCUGGGGUCAGUGACAUUUAAAGAAGUUAAAAGUUGGUUGCAAACCUAUUCUUUAAAUUAUAUAUACAUGUACACAUGUACUAAUACAUUGCA
This is a messenger RNA of Ruditapes philippinarum (Manila clam), 6557 nucleotides long. RefSeq lists its product as uncharacterized. The record is from RefSeq and is a predicted model, not a curated record. Gene Ontology annotation, molecular function: protein binding. Lineage: Eukaryota; Metazoa; Mollusca; Bivalvia; Venerida; Veneridae. The transcript is spliced from 8 exons. Bases 870 to 5159 code for a protein of 1429 amino acids.